This is a messenger RNA of Blepharisma stoltei, 627 nucleotides long. Lineage: Eukaryota; Ciliophora; Heterotrichea; Heterotrichida; Blepharismidae. The record is from the annotation of a GenBank genome assembly.
AUGGGCUGCAUUUUAGGACAUGGACAACAAUCUAACGUCGCGGAAUCAAGAGUAAAUAGAGAUGAUAAAGCAAUUGCAGAGCUUAAAAUUACUCGAGAUAAAGUCAGAGCUUACAUUAAAAAACUUGAAAACUGCAUCGACCAUUGUAAAUCCGCAAUAAAAACUUGCAUCCAAAAUAAGCAAAAAGAUAAAGCCUUGCUAGCACUUAAAAAGCAAAAAUAUUUAGAAAAGAACUUAGAAACUGCAAGAGGAGAACAGUUAAAUCUUGAUCAGCUCAUAAGUGACGUGGAAAAUGCCCAGAUUCAGAAAAAUAUUUAUGAAUCUCUAAAGCAAGGCACUGAGUUUCUUAAAUGCAUAAAUCAACAAUUAACAGUUGAUGAUGUUGAAAAGCUUAUGGAAGAAACUGCUGAAGCCAUUGAAUACCAGCAACAAAUUGGUGAAGCAUUGUCUCAGCAAGCAGUAGUCCAUGAUGAUAAUAAACUUUUAGAAGAACUGGACAAUUUAGAAGUUUUAGAGCUUGAUAUUCCUUCAGUCCCUAUUCAACCCCUGCCUAAGGUUAAAAAAGAAGUGCCUGAAGAAAAAUAUGAAGAAAAUGUAUCAGGUGAGAAAAAUGUUAUCGUUAUUUAA